AUGUACCAUAUAGUAACUCUUGUGUCGUUCGUCAAUGUAAUUGCCUUCUGUUCUUCUUGUAAUGGUGUUGACGGUGCUGGUUGUGGUGGUGGGGACUGUGGUGGCGAUGGUGGCGGGUUGACGCGCCCGCCCAUGUAUCCGUUCUCCGCCGGCCAGUACCCGUACCCCAUGCUGAGUCCGGAGAUGUCGCAGGUUGCGGCGUCGUGGCACUCGCCCAGCAUGUACCCCAUCUCCACGGCUGCGGCCGGCUUCCGCAGCCCGUACCCGUCGUCGUUGCCCAUCACCAGCACCAGCCUCUCCAGGUUCUCGCCCACGGGGCUGAUCCCGCCGCACCCGGGCCUCAGCCCGCACCCGCACCCGCACUCGCUGGCCACGCACCCCGCCAUCGUGACGCCCGGCCCCAAGCAGGAGCUGGGCGCGCACCCCGCCGACCACAACCACCGGAGCACAACAUUGCGCGUUUGUUCCCAUGAACCAUUAAGCAGACUGCCCGCCUGCGGGAGAGGAUCGCCUGAAUCGCGAGCGGCGGUUGCGGAGCCCGGCGCAGUUUCUAUGCGGUGGCGGCGGCGGUGCGGCGGUGGCCUGGCGAGUCGGCGUGCGGAGCCUAGCGAGCGGAGAACAAACGGGGCGGCGGCGGGGAGGGAGGCAAGGCGCGGUGAGGGAGGACUGGAGGGCGGCCCGGUACGCGCCCACAAGAAACCGCCGCUGCGGAAAGAGGAAGAGGUCCUAUCUCGAUGGCGAUUGGUCAGCAGGGCGGCGUUCCGGUGGGAAACGGCCCGAGGCAGGCGGCGCGCGGGCGCCGCCGGAACCGCCCGGCGAGGAGGCGGGGGCGGCCUGGCCAGCCUCCCUGCCCCCGCCCCGCCCCCACUCUCGCCCCCGCCCCCGUCUCCGCCGCCGGACUGCAGGCUGGUGCUUAAUCAAAGUGAUUUUCAAAGAGCUUAUUUUAUACAACUGUGGAAAUUCAGAGGAAAAUUUCAGAUUUUAAAACAAAAAAUAUUUUGGUACAAAAUGCAGUUGAAUGGUAUUUAUUCCUAUAAAAUGGAGCCUGAUGGAUGGUCCGAACCAUUGAAUUUGGUAAAGAAGAAAAACAAACCUGUUGCUGUAGUGGCUCCCUCUUCUGUUGUUGAGAAGAACAACGAUAAAAUGAAAUUUGAUAGUCCAGAGAGCCAACCAAUUGUAAAUGAGAAGAACGAUUGUAAAGAUAUAUUUGAUUUAUCAGUAUCAAAAAAAUCAGAAUUGGUUGAUGAGCCAAACCCUUUUCUAGCAUUGCUCAGGAAGUCCUGUCUCAGUACUGCUACUUCCACAUCCAUCAAUGACAAAUCUGAUGAUGAUAGUCAAAAGCAAGAAAAAAUUUCUGAUGAAGAAGAUAAUGAAACAUCUGUAGAGAAAAAGCAAGAAGAUAGCAAAACAACAGAAACUGCAGCAUCCUCACUGUUAGAAAGCAACUUGAAACGAGAAGGAUUGUAUUCAAUGAUUCAUAACUUAGCCUCAAGUGAACACAAAUUCCUUACUGCCUUAUACAUGAACAGUUUGCUGAAUACGCCAACCACAAAUACAAUGCAAGCAUCGUUUUCCAAUCCCAUGUCUAAUUACUUGCUCAAUGCUGGAUACAAUAAUUCUUCUUUGACUUCUCUAUCUGAAGCGUAUCAAAAUAGACUUGGAGCAACACCUGCUUUGAACAGUCUCUGGACUCUUGCAGAUAUGCAGCAAAGAUUAUGGCAAAUGGCUACAUGGCAAGAGAACCAACAAACAAGUUCUCAGGGUAGUAGUUCAAGUACUGUUGUACCAAUCAUACCUAAAAUUGGGUCUACAGCUGAGCCAAAAGUCAGUGGCAAAUGUAGUCCUGUCCCUGCCACACAGAGUGCUGAUUCACUUAAGGAAUCUCUUACACCCAGUAGUAAUAAAAUAGUUCCCAAGAAACCAAGACCUAGCUCUAAAGGAUCUUCGUCUAUGGAUCAGAAAAACACCACCUCUUCUGGAACAGAUGGAACAAAGACUCAGGAAUCAGGACAAACUAGUAAUAAUCAAGAUAAAAAGAAACCUCACAUCAAGAAACCCCUGAAUGCCUUCAUGCUUUACAUGAAGGAGAUGAGAGCUAAAGUAGUGGCAGAAUGCACACUGAAAGAAAGUGCAGCUAUCAACCAAAUAUUAGGCCGAAGGUGGCAUUCGCUAUCACGGGAAGAGCAAGCGAAAUACUAUGAGAAGGCUCGGCAGGAGCGCCAACUCCACAUGCAGCUCUAUCCAGGCUGGAGUGCCCGUGACAAUUACGGGAAUGGUGCAAAGAAGAAGAAGAGAAAGAAAGAACGCUCAGCCGACCCAGGAGGUACCCUUUCCAGUAGUGCUAGAACAGCAGUGACAGGAGACAGUACUUGGCACGCGUUAGGUCGUGAAGAACAAGCCAAGUAUUACGAACUGGCUCGCCGAGAGCGGCAAUUACACAUGCAGCUCUACCCCGAUUGGUCGUCUCGUGCUAACUCUUCCCGCGGCAAGAAGAGGAAACGCAAACAAGAGACAAAUGAUGGAGGGAACAGCAUGAAAAAGUGCCGUGCUCGUUAUGGCCUGGACCAGCAGAGUCAAUGGUGCAAACCUUGCAGACGCAAGAAGAAAUGCAUCCGAUACAUGGAAUCUGGUGACAGUGUGGAUGGAAAUCAAUCGGAGGACAACCUGGGCAGCUGUGGAAGUGCAGGGGAAGCUCAGACACCACCUGAGGAAGACGGAGAGUCUCUUCACCAUUCGCUUUCCAGUCCAGGCGGGCUGAGCGGGCUGUCGAGUCUGACAAGUCCUUCUAUGAUCCUCCCUAGCCCAAGUACAAGUUUGGCCAGCCCCUCGGUCAGUCUGGCCAGCCCUUGCAUGAGUUUGCAGAGCCCACUCACUCCGCAUGAGUCAUCUGCAUUUGAGUGUAAACCCUCCAUGAACAGCCUGAGUGUGCUGUCAAACCACCAACCUGCUUCCACGUCAUCGUCAUCAUCAGCAAAUGCGGUGGGAAGUGGAGCAAUGUCUGUGCACCAUCACCACACUCCACACCACCCACCUCCACCUGGCCCACCUUUGCAUCGGAACCCUGUGGGCACCAAUCCACAUGACAUCAACAACCCUCUCAGUGUAAAUCAAUUGACAGGACAGUGCAUUAAGACCGAAAAUAGUAGUGGGAACAAAGAUUCAUCUUCGAACACACGACCUGUAAUUAGUGUUACGUAGCAUUCAGCCAAGUGCAACAUUCAGAAGGCUUCCUCAUAAUUGGACCUCCAAGCUUCUUUUAGCAAGAGGAUGAAAGUGUGGAAGAGGAUACUUUCCUGAGCAUCUUGUUUAAAGGAAAGCGACUUCUCUACAAUGUUGCGUUUGCGUUGUAACUCCUGCUGCCGAUAGCAAAUUACAUUGAAUGCUGCUGGGAGAGGUGCAUGUGUUUAAGUGUGUGGCCACUAAAAGAUGGUUUUGAGGCUCUAUGAAGACAAUCAAGACCAGAAGAGAAAGAAGAAUACUCAGGACGAAGUGUUGAAAGCUUACACAGAAGCGACAAAUUCAAAACUGCAUUUUUUGCAAACUUUUUUCAUACAUAUGUGUGUUUUAUUUGUGUUUUGGCCAAAUAACUGUCUUUCUUUUAUGAAAAAUAUAUGUUCCUUUGUGCCAGAAAUUGCUUGUUUUUAGACUUUUGUUUUAAUUUUGUCUUUUAUAAUAAUUGUGUACAUGUUGUUUGAUUUGAAGUCUAUAAUCACUGCAAGACAUGAGCUAAAUGUAUUAAAAGAUUUUUUGAAUUAUUUCAAAACAAUUAUGUAAAAUAGUGUCAACAUAGGGAAUCUCUCAUGUCCUCUCCAUAUUGCAAACCUUGUUAACUCUAAAACUGUUUUAUUCCAUCUUCCAUGCUGUGCUGUUCAUUGUAUAUUCAGGAUUCCUUCAGCUAUAACCUACCAAAGUUCACACGUUUCAUUGUUGCCUAUAUUUUGUCUCAUUGUAUUGCAGAUGUACAGUUUUUAUGUUGAAUUUUUAAAAUUUAAGUAUGGAGUUAAUUAAAAUUGAAUAUAUGCAGAAUGUAUAGUAUGUAUAUGAACACAGAAUGCAUCUUCAUUUACAUUGUCAAAGAAAGUUACUGGGUUUAUUCAAAACUCAGAGUGCUUUAUAAAUCUUCUUUCUACAUGAAAUUGUGUGCCAGUACCAAUCUCAUGAAAGGAGCAUGUUGGGCAGGGUACAUUUAGGUGACCAAGUGGCAACAUGUCUUUUUCUUUGUUUUAAAAUACAUAUUAAACCAUACGUUUUGUGCCACUUAUAAACAGCAAGUUGUUGGUUUUCUGUUAAUAAAUUUUCAAAUUGGCAUAUAUGUUAUCCUUUAAAACUGUUGUUAACUUUUGAUUUUUGUAAAUUGAAUUAUAGUUGAAACAAAUUUUCCUUUUAUUUUUGUUAUUAUUUUCAUCUUAUUCCAUUAGUGAAUGUCAAGAGCAAAAACAAAGUACAAUAUAAAUGAAUGAUAGGAUUUGUAAUAAAAUGAUUGAGAAGUGCUAUUUCUUCUAUGAUAGCAAUGUACAAAGCAAAUAGUGUCAUUUCAAAUCAGUGCUACUUGACUUUUUGUUAAUUUGUUGUUUGUAUAUUCCAACAUCAAAAGAUGCGGUAAUGUGCUGUAUUAAAACAUAAGAUUUUGUCUGUUUAGGUCUUACAUCAUUACUUCAAUAUAUUGAUCUCCUUGCUAAUGAUAUUUUGAUUUUGCCUUGGAUCAUUUCACAUGCUAGAUUCUUUAAUGUUCAUUGGAAGAGUUUAAAACUGUUUAUUCUAUGUGUUCAAAAAUUAAUCUUUACUCCUUUCUGUAAAAAUGAUGUUAUGUUUUAUCUAUUUUGCUAAACAAAUGUAAUAUUUCUUGCCUUAAUAUCUCUGUUUUAUAGUUAUUCAUUAACUGCAGAAAGGGCAUGUGAAAAACUAAAUGUAAAUGAGGUAAUUUAGAAUAUUUACAUUUAGUAAUGAAGAUUUUUUAUGUAUACAUAAUAGAUAGGAUAUAUGUUUUGUGCCAAAUGCUUCCCAUGUACAGUACAUGUUUUCAAUAAUAAUAGUGCAAUUUUGUUCAAAAUCAAUGGACUGUUAUUUAUAUCUGUUGAAUGUAUUUCAUAUUAUAAUACAUUUAAUCUUACAAAUAUAUUUAGUCAUUUUCAAGGAAGCUUUUGAAGGAUGUGUUACUUAACUAUAAACCUGAUAUGUUCUCAGAGUGCAUUUGCGCUUCUUUAAGAGAGCAGUCAGAUAAAGACUUGCUCACAAUUUUUUCAUCACACUGCCAUGUAAAUGUAUUCUUACUUCUUAUUUUCUUCUUAUUUCAACAUGAAGUUUUUGAUUAAUUUUGUUAGCAAAUAUCCCUGCCCAUAAAUGACCUUUCUGAAUGUUCUGUAAAAAUGUAGAUUUAAUUUUUGUUAAAAAAAAUUUACCUGAUGAUUUACCUGAUCAUAUAUUGAGAAAAUUAUGUGCUUGUUUGGUGCACCUGGAAAUAA
Molecule: messenger RNA, 5462 nt
Organism: Gryllus bimaculatus (two-spotted cricket)
Lineage: Eukaryota; Metazoa; Arthropoda; Insecta; Orthoptera; Gryllidae
Source: the annotation of a GenBank genome assembly